Molecule: messenger RNA, 3412 nt
Organism: Marmota monax (woodchuck)
Lineage: Eukaryota; Metazoa; Chordata; Mammalia; Rodentia; Sciuridae
Product: zinc finger protein 709
Exons: 4
Coding region: 172-2355 (727 amino acids)
Biological process (GO): regulation of transcription by RNA polymerase II
Molecular function (GO): DNA-binding transcription factor activity; RNA polymerase II cis-regulatory region sequence-specific DNA binding
Source: RefSeq, a predicted model, not a curated record
GCGGGCUUCCGCAGUCUCACGGGCUUUAAUUCCUUAACGACUGGGCUGCUCCUUCUCCAGCCGAGUUCUCUGCUCCAGUAACCCAGGUGAUUCUGCCGCUCCCUGUGUCCUUGGGGAUCUCGGGUUCCCGGAGGUUCCUCCAGAAGACGCCGGACACAACAGAAGCCAAACAUGAUCUCAGUGACCUUUGAGGAUGUGGUUGUGAACUUCACGGAGGAGGAAUGGGCAUUGCUGGAUCCUUCCCAGAGGAACCUUUACAGAGAUGUGAUGCUGGAAGUCUUCAGAAACCUGGCUUUUAUAGAAAACAAAUGGCAUGAAAAAAACAUUCAAGAUGAGAUCAAAAAUUCCGAGAUCAUUCUAAGGCACAUCACAUCUCACUCUGAACACAAAAGCUACAAGCACGAGGAAUGUGAAGAGAAGCCAUGUGAAUUUAAACAGCACAGGCAAUCCCUGGUUUCUCUCAAAAGUGUUCACACACAAAUGUUAACACAAACUGGAGAUGGACCCUAUGAAAGUACAGUAUGUGGGAAAGUCUCCAGUUGUUCCAGUGACAUUCAAAGGUAUGAAGAUACUCACACUGGGUGGCAACCCUAUGAAUAUCAACAAUGUGGUGAAGCCUCUUCUCUCCCAGAUGUUCAAAGACAUAUGAGAACACACAGUGGAGGUAAACCUUUUCAAUGUGAGGUAUGUGGGAAAGCCUUUCAUUUCUCCUCUUUAUUUAGAAGACAUGGAAGAACUCAUUCUGGAAAGAAAGUCUAUCAAUGUAAACAAGUUGGUCAAACCUUUAUUUCACACACAAGUCUUCAAAGGCACAGGGUCACACACACGGGGAAUGCACGAUUCAACUGUAAAGUAUGUGGGAAAGACUUUGCUUAUCCCAGUUUACUUAGAAUCCAUCAGACAACUCAUACUGGAAAGAAGCCUCAUGAUUGUAAGCAGUGUGGGAAAGCCUUUGCUAGAUCCAAUGACCUUCAAAUACAUGAAAGAACACAUACUGGGGAGAAGCCCUAUGAGUGUAAGCAGUGUGGAAAAGCCUUUGCCACAUCCAGUCACCUUCACUCACAUGAAAUAACCCAUACUGGAGAAAAGCCCUAUGAAUGUAUGCAGUGUGGCAAAGUCUUUGCUACAUCCAGUAUCUUUCACUCACAUGAAAAAACUCAUACUGGAGAAAAGCCCUAUGAAUGUAAGCAGUGUGGCAAAGCCUUUACUAGAUCCAGUUAUCUUCAGAUUCAUAGAAGAACGCAUACUGGAGAGAAGCCCUAUGAAUGUAAGCAGUGUGGCAAUUUCUUUGCUAGUUCCAGUUACCUUCCCAUACAUGAAAAAACACAUACUGGAGAGAAGCCCUAUGAAUGUAAGCAGUGUGGCAAAGCCUUUGCUACAUCCACUUCCCUUCAGAUUCAUGGAAGAACACAUACUGGAGAGAAGCCCUUUGAAUGUAAGCAGUGUGGAAAAGCCUUCAGUAGUUUCUCUGGCCUUCACUCACAUAAAAAAAUUCAUACUGGAGAGAAGCCUUAUGCAUGUAAGCAGUGUGGCAAAGCCUUUCCUAGGUCCAGUAACCUUCACAGACAUGAAAGAACACAUACUGGGGAGAAGCCCUAUGAAUGUAAGCAGUGUGGCAAAGCCUUUACUAGAUCCAGUGAGCUUCACGCACAUGAAAAAACUCAUAAUGGAGAAAAGCCGUAUGAAUGUAAGCAGUGUGGGAAAGCCUUUGUUAGAUCCCGUUUCCUUCAGAUUCAUGGAAGAACGCAUACUGGAGAGAAGCCCUAUGAGUGUAAGCAAUGUGGAAAAGCCUUCACUCGUUUCUCUGGCCUUCACUCACAUAAAACAAUUCAUACUGUGGAGAAGCCUUAUGCAUGUAAGGAGUGUGGCAAAGCCUUCGCUCGUUCCUCUAGCCUUCGUUUACAUAAAAAAAUUCAUACUGGAGAAAAGCAUUAUGCAUGUAAGCAGUGUGGCAAAGCCUUUGCUACAUCCAGUAGCCUUCACAGACAUGGAAGAACACAUACUGGGGAGAAGCCCUAUGAAUGUAAGCAGUGUGGGAAAGCCUUUGCUAGAUCCUGUAGCCUUCACUCACAUGAAAAAACUCAUACUGGAAAAAAGCCCUAUGAGUGUGAGCAGUGUGGCAAAGCCUUUUCUACAUCCAAUUACCUUCAGGUUCAUGGAAGAAUGCAUACUGGAGAGAAGCCCUAUGAGUGUAAGCAGUGUGGCAAUACCUUUGCUAGCUCCAGUAUCCUUCAAAGACAUAGAAGAACACAUAUCGGAGAGAAGCUCUAUGGUUGUAAACAAUGUGGAAAAGCCUUUGUUACAUCUGCUCACCUUCACUUACAUGAACCAACCCACAGUGCAGAGAAAUCAUAGUCAUGAAAACAAUUGGCAAAGUCUUCUGUUAAUAAGCUUUCACUCAUUAUCAUGUAGUAAGUUUUCUGUAGAAAAAUUCUUAGGAAAAAAAAGAAAAAUUCUUUGAAUGUGAAAUAUGGGUAAAUCAAUAUUUCUUGUCCAAUUCAAAGAGAAGAAAGUGCUCACAUGUUUGAAUCUAUCUAUAAAUAGUACUGGGGAGUUAGUCUGGUGGUCAUUUAUUACUGAGCUAUGGUGAAGGCAAUUUCCCACUCACUGUCUUGACAGGGUCACAGUGACAAUUAAUGCUGGCAAAGCCGCACUGGUUGGUGGGAAUCCGAAACCAUGAGACCCUUUUUUUUAUAUAAUUGGGACUUUUCAUUUUCAUGCUUAUGUUUCUAACAGGAGGCAUGAGUAUGUUAAAUGCCAAACAAAUUAAAUAUCAGAUGGCUAGAACAUAACAGGUAGUUCAUGCAUUGAAGGCUGUUCUUCUUCCCCUCAGCAUAUCAAUGACAAAGUAGAAGGCUGUUCUUCUAUCUCAGUACACUGAGGACAAAUAUGAUAAUGGACAACAAACAUCCUCUGAAAGGUCACGAGAAUUUCAGGCACCACACUGAUUAUAUCAACUAGAACCCAAGCUCAUAUUUCUAGCCUCUUAGAAAACCUAAUCAUUAUGCUUAUUUUACAAAGCCCACCAUGUGUAGUCUCAUUUUUGAUUGAGGAAAGUUAUAUUAUACACUUAGGAAAGUUAAAACAUUUAAUGAUAUAAUCUUUUUAUAAAAUCUUUUUUACUUUAUAUAGGGUUUUAUGAUGAAUAUAGUUAAUAUUGGCAGAAAGUGGACUGAUGUUUACAACUUAUUUUCUAUUGAGAAAGAUUAUAAAGAUAUGAGAACUAGUGCACCUUGACUGAGAAACAAAGAAACUCUUUGAGAAAGCAGCUCAACCAGUUUUAUGAGAAUAAAUUUAGGAAUUAAUUAAAGUAUAAGAUUUAAGGGGGUGUUUUUAGAUGGGAAUUUUAGAUUAGAAAUAAAGUAAAGGUGUACUUUAAAUUUAUUUAUUUUUUAAUUUGAAUAUUUAUUAU